Molecule: messenger RNA, 582 nt
Organism: Peronospora belbahrii
Lineage: Eukaryota; Oomycota; Peronosporomycetes; Peronosporales; Peronosporaceae
Source: the annotation of a GenBank genome assembly
AUGCACACACCAUCAUUCUGUAUUCCGCACUCGGUGCACACACCAUCACUCUAUAUUCAACAUGCAACUUCCGACCUUUCAGCUGCUUACGUGCUAGCGCCUGAGCUUACAUGGACUGGUGACGCAUUCGAGCGCAACGUGCAAGUUUCCGUAGGUGUCGAUGGCCUGAUCCAAUCUGUUAGACGUUGCACCGACGCCGUGGACGUUGACGCAGCGGUGUACAAGCUCCCGGGUCACGCCCUACUGCUUGGAAUGGUAAACGCGCACUCGCACGCGUUUCAACGUGGUCUGCGUGGUCUUGGUGAAACGCAUCCAAAGGACACGACACAGAGCAGCUUCUGGACCUGGCGUGAGGAGAUGUACAAGCUCGUGGCUGGCAUGAGCAACGAGCGCAUUUAUAAUUUGACAUAUCAGUGCUUUUAUGAGAUGCGUGACGCAGGCAUUACAAGUGUUGCUAAAGCAGUGGGUAUUCGCAUUGUAUUGCUAAACGCGUACUACGAGCACGGUGGUUUCCAACUAGAAUCCAUGUUGGAGCCGCAAAGCGCUUUAAGCUCACUCGAUGCGCGCUGUGGAGAUACCUGA